AUGGAGGAAGUCAUAGAUAUUCUGGAUGGGAUAGAAGACGAAGAUUUCGAAGAAGUAGUUCAAAUUAGAAGAGGACCAGUAAAAAUUCGAACAAGAAUUGACCAUUUUACAAAGUGGGAUGAAGCAGAGUUUUUUGCCAGAUAUAGGAUGAGGAAGAGAACGGCUAAUAUAGUGUUGGAAUUGAUCAAAGAGGAAAUAAAGUGUGCAACAAUUAAAAACAGGGCAAUAUCUCCUGAAAUGAAGUUCCUAGUCACACUCAAGUUCUAUGCUUCAAGUGGUUUUUUAAUCAAUGUAGGGGAUCAAAAUGGCAUUCAUAAAUCAACAGUGAGCAAAAUUGUCAAACAGGUAUCAGAGGCUAUUGCACGGUUACGUCCACAAUUCAUUUGUAUGCCAUCAACACAAGAAGAACAGUCAAAGACGAAACUUGGCUUCUUUGAAAUAGCUCGGUUCCCAAACUGUGUAGGCGCUAUCGACUGCACUCAUGUAAAGAUUUUGUCUCCAGGUGGUGACAACGCAGAGUAUUUCAGGAAUAGAAAAGGCGUUUUUUCAAUAAACGUACAAGGGGUUUGUGAUAGUUCCCUGCGCCUUACAAAUAUAGUAGCCAGAUGGCCUGGCUCAACCCAUGAUGCCCACAUCUUUACUUCCUGUAGGCUUAAACAAGAAUUUGAAAAAAAUGGACUGUUUGGAAACGGUGUGUUGGUUGGAGAUAGUGGUUAUGCCUGCAGUAAUUACUUAAUACCCCCUUUAGAAAAUCCAGUUCUUCGAGAAGAGCAACUGUUUCAGGAAUCACAGAUCCGUACAAGAAAUCCUAUUGAACGUUGUUUUGGUGUAUGGAAAAGAAGGUUUCCAGUGUUAGCCCUAGGAAUAAGACUGAAGCUAGAUAGACUGGAAAGUGUUUGUGUUGCUACAGCAAUAUUACACAACAUAUGCAUUAUGGAAGGUGAUGAUACUCCGCCUGUUUCUCCUGAUGAAUUAGCUGCAAUUGAAGCUCUUCAUGAUCUGCUAGGAAAUGACGGCCAAGUUCCAGAAAGGCAGAGGCGAAGAGGAGGAAAUGGACACUUACAGACCCGCAACAAACUAAUUUACGAAUAUUUCAGAAAUAUGUAA
This is a messenger RNA of Macrosteles quadrilineatus (aster leafhopper), 1107 nucleotides long. Its product is annotated as putative nuclease HARBI1. Lineage: Eukaryota; Metazoa; Arthropoda; Insecta; Hemiptera; Cicadellidae. The transcript has a single exon. Bases 1 to 1107 code for a protein of 368 amino acids. The record is from RefSeq and is a predicted model, not a curated record.